This is a messenger RNA of Symbiodinium pilosum, 972 nucleotides long. The record is from the annotation of a GenBank genome assembly. NCBI's taxonomy places the organism in Eukaryota, Dinophyceae, Suessiales, Symbiodiniaceae.
AUGCACUGGCCUUGCGGCGGAAAGUGUGGUGCGACUGUGCAAAGGGACUUGCAGGCAAAGGCCUAUGAUGGCAACUUUCCCAAGCUCGUGUUUUGCCGUUCCUGUGCUCAAAAGCUUUAUGGGAGUUGGCGCGCGAGGGUGUGCAGAUCGCCGGAGUGCAAUGAAUAUGUUCAAUACAAAAACCUUCUCUAUGUUUGGCAGGGGCUCCCCGAACCCGAGCUUUGCUCAAAAUGCAAGCAACAGGGUGUGGAAGGAAGGAAGCAAGAGGAGGAUCUGUGGCGCCUGAAGAAAUGCCAAGAGUGCAAUGAGCAAUUUGAAUUCUACGUGCCGCAAGAUCCACACCACUGUGCCAAGUGUGCGCAGAAGAUGGCAACAUCCUUGCCUGAUGCGUGCGAAGCGGAGGCCCAAAGUGAUGUCGCCACCGAUGAGUCCGAGCUCAGUGAUUGGUCAGUCAUUUCUGAGCUGAACUUGCCAACGUGGAAGCCUCGGAUUGGCCAAAACUGUGAGGAGUGCUCCGCCGAAGUUUCUGACCAAGGCCAGCAGUUUAACUGCCAGUCAGGCCAGCAUUGCUUCUUCUUGUGCGGCUCCAAGGGCUGUGCCAAGAAAUUCCUGAAGAAGUGCGAGGACUCUGCAAGGCGGUGGGGCAAGUCCGGCAAGAAGAAGCUGGACUUUGCGCAGCACACGGGCUCGUCACCUUGUCCUUCUUGUGGCCUUCUGCUCAUUGAGGAGAAAAUCAAGAGUCAGGAGCAGUCGGCCUGCCUCAUAAGCAGCAAAGGUCCAACGUGCUUUCUUUGGGGGACAUUGAUGCCCACGUUUGAUGAGAGGUUCACACUCAUACAGCAGCUGCAAGAGGGCGACAAGCUAUUCUCUGCCGACGGGGCAGUUGUUGCGGUGAAGUCCAUUCAGUUCACCGAAGACGCAGAACAGGAGCUGCUUUCCUUCCACACUGCGAGCGCUUCCCAGCUUCAAUGA